AUGGGUUCAGUCCUAAAUGUGUCAGACGCUCCAACCGUCAGAGUGUUCAUUGCGGGAGGUUCGUAUGCUGGCCUGUCCGUGGCCACCAAUCUUCUCGACCUCGGACAGGGUCUCUCGCCACGCAUGUUCCAGCAGCCAUACGAGCAUCACCCCAACCUUCCCCGCGUAAACUGGGACAUUACCGUUGCUGAUGAGAGAGACGGUUUUUAUCACUUGAUUGGGUCUCCGCUUGCCCUGGCUGACGCAGAGUAUGCCAAGAAGGUCUGGAUUAAAUUCCAAGACCUCCCUGGACUGCAGACCCCCCAGAUCAAGUUCAUCCAGGCCUCUGUAUCAAGUGUUGACUGCGAGGCAAAGACAGCCACUACAAUUGACAGCACAACCAAGGUUGCCAGCACACACGAGUAUGACUACUUCGUUGCUGCCACCGGUCUCCGGAGGGUGUGGCCGGUCGUGCCCCAAUCCCUGACGAGAAAGCAGUAUCUUCUCGAAGUCGAGGAGCAUAUUCAUUCAGUUGCCAGCGCCCAGCACGGCGUGGUUGUUGUGGGAGGUGGAGCGGUCGGCAUUGAGAUGGCAGCUGAGCUUAAGCUGGUUAAGCCUGAUGUAAAGGUUACUCUUAUCCACUCCCGAGACAAGCUUUUAUCAUCAGAGAAUCUCUCAGACGAGUGCAAGGACAAGGCCUUGGAGCUACUCAAGGAGGCCGGUGUUGAUGUAUUGAUGAGCCAUCGACUCGCAUCUACCACGGAGGCUGAGACCGCCAACGGGUCCCCCAAAUAUGAGAUUGAGUUUACUAAUGGGCACAAAAUGUCUGCCAGUGUGGUUAUCAUGGCCAUGUCCAAGAGCAAGUCAACAGCGACCUAUCUGCCUUCAUCGGCAAUUGACGGGGACGGCUACGUUAAAAUCGAGAGCAAUUGCACUUUCUCCCCUGGCACCCCGAAUGCCGAAUUCCACCUCUGCGCCGGAGACUUGACCAAGUGGUCGGGCAUCAAGCGCUGCGGCUGGGCCAUGCACAGCGGCCACUAUGCCGCUCAGAACAUUCACAAAUUCCUCCUGAAGAAGCAUGUAGGCCAGGAACCCAAGUUUGCAGAGCUCCAAGAAGUGCCCCCCAUGAUUGGAUUGGCGGUGGGAAAGACGGCUGUUGCUUCGGGGCCCGAGGGCACCGUCUUUGGAGAGGAUGUCAUGCAGGCCUACUUCAAACACGACCUUGGAUUUACGAUUUGUUGGGACUGGAUGGGCCUCGCUGGACGGAAGGAGGAUAAGACUGACUGA
Metarhizium brunneum ARSEF 3297 is the source of this 1266-nucleotide messenger RNA. RefSeq names its product Oxidoreductase. Gene Ontology annotation, cellular component: cytoplasm. Gene Ontology annotation, molecular function: flavin adenine dinucleotide binding; electron-transferring-flavoprotein dehydrogenase activity. NCBI's taxonomy places the organism in Eukaryota, Fungi, Ascomycota, Sordariomycetes, Hypocreales, Clavicipitaceae. The record is from RefSeq and is a predicted model, not a curated record.